Messenger RNA from Myxocyprinus asiaticus (Chinese sucker), 2458 nucleotides. Its product is annotated as nuclear distribution protein nudE-like 1-A. Gene Ontology annotation, cellular component: centrosome; kinetochore; kinesin complex. The transcript has 10 exons. The record is from RefSeq and is a predicted model, not a curated record. NCBI's taxonomy places the organism in Eukaryota, Metazoa, Chordata, Actinopteri, Cypriniformes, Catostomidae. Gene Ontology annotation, biological process: regulation of neuron projection development; establishment of mitotic spindle orientation; microtubule nucleation. The coding region runs from base 296 to 1330 and encodes 344 amino acids. Gene Ontology annotation, molecular function: microtubule binding.
CUGAAAAGAGCGCGAGAGGGCGGAUGCCGAAACACUGACUCUGAGGGCUGUGCCAGGAUCGCAGUCAGCCCUGCCAUCUCCAUUAAAGACACUGGAAAUGUGCAGACAAAUCCCUAAGUCCUUGGCUGUGACAUCCACCAUGACCUAUUGCCAGAGGGCACAGUGAUUGAGACCUGGCGUGUGUGAGCUGGGCACAGGCAGUUUAGUAUGGGCUGGGUCUGCUUGCACACCAUUUUAUUGAUUAUUUGGGACAGAAAAGCAAAAGCCAGUUUAGAAGUGAGCUGAGGUUUCUGUCAUGGAUGCAAAUAUGAUUCCAAAAUUUGUUUCCAAAGAUGAGGAAAUUGAUUUCUGGAAGGCUCUUUCACUCAAGUACAAGAAAAGUUAUAAUGAAGCACAGGAGGAGUUGCUGGAGUUCCAAGAGGGGAGCAGAGAGCUGGAGACAGAGCUGGAGACGCAGCUGGGUCAAGCGGAACAUCGAAUCAGAGAUCUGCAGGUGGACAAUGAGAGACUGCACCACGAGCUUGACUCACUCAAGGAGAAGUUGGAGCAGCACUAUUCUCAGAGCUAUAAGCAGAUCUCCAUGUUGGAGGAUGACCUCAGCCAGACUCGAGGCAUCAAGGAGCAGCUGCAUAAAUAUGUCAGAGAGCUAGAGCAGGCCAAUGAUGACCUGGAGAGAGCUAAGAGAGCUACAAUUACGUCUCUGGAGGACUUUGAACAGAGACUAAACCAGGCCAUAGAGAGGAAUGCCUUUCUGGAGAGUGAACUGGAUGAGAAGGAGUCUCUCCUGGUGUCUGUGCAGAGACUAAAAGAUGAGGCCAGAGACUUGCGGCAAGAGCUUGCAGUGCGAGAGAGGCAGCCAGAUUUGAUGAGAAUGUCUGUGCCUGGCUCUCCUACUCCAGACAAUGACAAAACAGACUCCGUUGUCCAGGCCUCUCUGUCCCUACCUGCUACACCUCUCAGCAAGAACCUGGACAACGCUUUUACCAGCCAGACAGUUCUGUCCAACAGUUGCACUAAUGCAGCCCUCACUCCAUCUGCUAGAAUAUCAGCCCUCAAUAUCGUAGGUGAUUUACUGCGCAAAGUUGGGGCUUUAGAGUCUAAGCUUGCAGCCUGUAGAAAUUUCGCCAGGGACCAGGCAGCCAGGAAGAACUAUGUCACAAAUGUCAAUGGCAAUCUGAUUAAUGGAGAGCUUACAAAUUACUCUCACUCGCUUCACACGUCCUACUUCGACAAAGCCAGGACAGUGAAUGGAAUAGACUCUGGCGCCAUGACGAACAUCUCAGCCGCACAACAAUCUAGCUCUCCGUCAGGCCUGGUGCUGAGCGUGUGAUCACGGACCCUUCACGCUUAAAGGAAUAGUUCACACAAACAUGAAAAUUGUCAUCAUUUACUCACCCUCAUGUUGUAUCAAACCUGUAUGACUUUCUUUCCUCCAUAGAACACACAAAUAGGUUUUAGUAUAAUGUUAGUAUCAGUCACCAUUCACUUUCAUUGUAUAAUUUUUCCAUAAAAUGAAAAUGAAUGGUGACUGAGGGCAUUCUGUCUAUUAUCUCCUUUUAUAUUCCAUAGAGAAAGUCAUUGGGGUUUGUAAAAACAUGAGGGUGAGUAAAUAAUGAGUUUUCAUUUUUGAGGUGAACUAUCCCUUUAAAAACGCACUCAAACCCACACAAAGAAGACCUCCAUUUACAUACACAUAGGUAACCACUAUACAGCAAUAUAACAAUUCCUUUUAAGACCCUACUGAAUCUGUCUUUCUGUUUGUUGCUAUGUUUUAAAUCCUUAAUGAAGUUCUUGUUAAUAGUCCUGAAAUAUGUGUAUAUACCCAUCUAAUACAUUUAUGGUUAAUGUUUAUAUAGAUAUGAGCUUAUAUGUACAUAUUUAAUUUAGUUCUCUCCAAACAUUUAUUUAUUCCUAUAUUGUUUUGUGAAGUCUGAUUAACAAAUGGAAUUCACACUAUUAUUAUUUGUUGUGCAACACAUAAUGUGUGUUUGUUUAUAAGGAAGACAUAUAUAUAAUGUACUGUAUAUUGAAGGUGGAGAUAUGACGAUGACUAUCUACAGUAGACUUACAUGUGCACUUAAACAGUAUGUCAUAGAAACUGGUUUCAGUUUUACCAGUUGGAUCGUUGAUUAUUUCAGAAGUGCUAAUGUGUAUCUCACAUGGGUGAAGGGUGUCCCCUAAACCAUGUGGCCUGAUGUAAGUGUGAAAAGUCUUGAGAUUCAGGUAGAUUUGCAUUUUGAACAUUGUCUUGGUGAUAUUGACAAUCGAUUGACAUAGUGAAACGGUUGGUUUCCCAGCAUUAUAGUAUUUGUUGAAAUAUCCACACCUACGUUUUUCACUGAUUUCUUGUCAAUAACAAAUGUCUUUCAGUUUGGUUUGAACAGUGCAAUGUGUCACAUAGUCACUUUUUGUUACUUUUUUGUGCUGGAAUAAAUUGUAGUUUUCUUAUUGCAACAAA